Fusarium oxysporum Fo47 is the source of this 993-nucleotide messenger RNA. RefSeq lists its product as uncharacterized. The record is from RefSeq and is a predicted model, not a curated record. Lineage: Eukaryota; Fungi; Ascomycota; Sordariomycetes; Hypocreales; Nectriaceae. The coding region runs from base 1 to 993 and encodes 330 amino acids. The transcript has 4 exons.
AUGUAUCACAUGCCAUAUCGACAAAGGCGCGGCUAUGAAGCGACCUGUGCGGCGUCAGAGACUAUAUGUCGCAACUAUCCAGUCAGCGUGGAGGUGAAUGGGCAUAUUCAUUGUCAGGCAAUAGACAACGGAACAAGAUGUGCUUUGGAGGUCAAGCAAGGGGAUACGUUGGUAUACAGAUACUGUCCACAGCUUCAUCUUUGUGAGUAUCAAGAUUGUCAGAAUCUGAGAUCACGACAUCAUGAUCAAUACCUUCCGCUCUGCGACGACCACCGCUGCCAGUACGACAGCUGUCGGGAUCCUAGAGACGGUGGCGCUGGUGUGUUCUGUCGAUCUCAUACUUGCAACGAGCCUUACUGCGGUGCCUUCGCACCAGGGACGGAUCCAGACGACCCUCAACGUUUCUGUGAACGUCAUCGCCAAUGUCUAAGACCGCACUGCCCACGUCUCUGCCAUACUCGCGAGAACGGACACCCCACACCUUUCUGCGGUGCGCAUUAUUGCGAGGCACAUGACUGCGAUGAUGGUCGUGAAAGGGGUGCUUUCUGCCAUGCGCAUACGUGUGUCGAGCCAGGCUGUGUAAGAGGGAGGCAGACCCCUGGAGAGUAUUGCAGGGAGCAUACGUGCAGGACUUGGAACUGCCGCAUGAGGAAGAUUGGGAGGGAGUUUUGUCCGCAGCACGAGUGUGCCUAUGAUGGCUGUGACGCUGAAGUGGUGGAGGCUAGGUUUUGUGAUCGUCACCAGAGGCGUAUGGGGGCUAGGUAUGGAGGAAGAAGAUAUCCGGCUCCAGAGAUGAGAUAUCCUAUCUACGACGACCAUUCUAAGGGACAUAUCCCUAUGAUAUGUGUCCAGGCAUCCACGACAGAAGAGGAUGUGGCCGAAGACCUGAACAUGGCAGUCCAUUCUGCCAACACCACAUCUGUCACGUCCCCAACUGUCCAUCCCCUAGGACCCGAUCGUCCCAGUUCUGCAUUGAUCAUGAGUGCCCUGUAG